Molecule: messenger RNA, 815 nt
Organism: Mytilus trossulus (common blue mussel)
Lineage: Eukaryota; Metazoa; Mollusca; Bivalvia; Mytilida; Mytilidae
Exons: 3
Coding region: 101-592 (163 amino acids)
Source: RefSeq, a predicted model, not a curated record
UUUCAAAAGUUGUACACAAACAUGUUCAAAUGUAUCUCAAGCAUCAACUAGAACUAACAGAUUGGAAGGGUUUACCAAUGAGGAGUUUAACUUUGCAAAAAUGGGGAUGAUUGUGCUGAAUGUUCUUACUGAUGUUUUAUUUGAUCUAAUCAAACAAGAUAAAGCAUUCCUUCGUCCUAGAAAGGAUUGUGAUAUAACAUAUUUGUACAGUGAGCUCAGAAAAACUAAUAAACAUAUUCCAAGUUCUGGAUGGGGAGGCACAUGGCAAACAGUUCAGUCUACAGACAUAGCUAUUGGGGAUGACAUUGAGCGUAUACGACUUACACGUAAUGAAAUACUCCAUUCUGAGACAUUUAAAGUUAACGAAAAACGCUUUAGUGACUUACGUAAAAUACUUUUCGACCUUUUAACACGGUUUGAUGAAUAUACCAAACCUACCAGGUUGUAUAUGGAUCAUUUUAAUGACAUUGUUGCCAAAACUAUUUCUGAAAAAGAAGUUCAAGUUGUUCGUCAACGGAUUGAAAAUAAUCUCAAAUCAGAAAUGGAUAUUGAAGUUGAAAUUGAACACCAAUUGAAUGUUGCACCUCUAUAACAUGAUAAAACAAAGGACAUGGCUGAAUAUUCGUAACUGCCAGCGAUUAUUACAGAAUGUUAGAAUAACUGAUUUACAAAGGACAAAUCUCAAACCUUUAAAUGACCUUUUUCAUGGUUAAAGAUGAUAUGUCAGGUUGAUGCAAAAUCACGUUAAGAUUCGCGUGCUUAACAAACUGUUUUGUAACAUGACCAAGUUUUAAAAGAAGAAAGAAUAGACAUAA